Messenger RNA from Striga asiatica, 432 nucleotides. NCBI's taxonomy places the organism in Eukaryota, Viridiplantae, Streptophyta, Magnoliopsida, Lamiales, Orobanchaceae. The record is from the annotation of a GenBank genome assembly.
AUGAGAGAGGGUGAAGAAAGCAGAGGGGGUUGGCGAAAAUUGGUGGAAUUGGGUGUACUGACUCAUGGUGGCGACGACGGUGGGAGUCCGGGUGCUCCGUACAACGAGGCGAUGAGGGCGGCGACGAACAACAACGGUGGGACAACGCGUGGCUUUCAGAGUCGUCAUCCGGCUGCAGCGAGCAAUAGUGGCGGGACCAUGCGAGGAUUCGAGCGGCUGCGUCGGGUGCGAGCAGCGGCGGGACGUCGGCCGCUGGCUAGUCGAACAGUCGGCGAUUGGCAUCUAAAUCGGGGGAGUUGGGAAUCGCAAGAAUUGAGAAGUCCUCCGAGUGAGAAAGACAUGUUCGGAAAUGGCCGAAUUAGCAGGAGGAAGGGUGUUGACUUCUCUAUUUUGAUUUUGUUUGAUAUUGAGGCAAUGUUAAUUGACUCGUAA